This is a messenger RNA of Solanum tuberosum (potato), 630 nucleotides long. RefSeq lists its product as uncharacterized. The record is from RefSeq and is a predicted model, not a curated record. The transcript has 3 exons. Bases 1 to 630 code for a protein of 209 amino acids. NCBI's taxonomy places the organism in Eukaryota, Viridiplantae, Streptophyta, Magnoliopsida, Solanales, Solanaceae.
AUGGCGCAAUCGAAAGGCAAUGUCAACCCUAAUUUUCCCAAUCAUAUAUGCCGUCUCCAAAAGGCCAUUUAUGGCCUAAAACAAGCUCCUCGUGCAUGGUAUGAAGAUCUCAAAUCUCACUUGACUAAAAUUGGGUUUGUUAAGUCUAAAUCAGAUGCUUCUCUGUUUAUUUUUCCAUCUGAAGCUGUCACGAUAUACAUACUUGAGAUUCUCUCAGAUGUGGAUAUGGCCGACUGUAAAGGAGUUACGACACCCAUGUGCUCAAGUUUACCACCCAAAGCAGCCGAUGGUUCAUCUCCUGCCGAUGCAACCUUGUAUCGACGCACCAUUGGUAAAUUGCAAUACUUAUCAUUCACGUGUCCUGAUAUUGCCUUUGCAGUUAACAAACUAUCACAGUUUAUGCAAUCCCCAAGUCUGGAUCAUUGGAAAGCAGUAAAAAGGGCAGGGGAUCCCUGUGACAGAAUAUCCACAUCUGGUUACAUACUCUUCUUGGGACCAAAUAUGAUCUGUUUGUCCUCUAAAAAGCAACAAUCAGUUGCUCGGUCCUCUACUGAAGCAAAAUACAAAUCGGUAACCAAUGCACUCUCUGAAGUUACUUGGGUACACAAUCUGUUAACUGAAUUACGAUAA